This is a messenger RNA of Ruditapes philippinarum (Manila clam), 1671 nucleotides long. Its product is annotated as alpha-tocopherol transfer protein-like. Gene Ontology annotation, molecular function: phosphatidylinositol bisphosphate binding. Lineage: Eukaryota; Metazoa; Mollusca; Bivalvia; Venerida; Veneridae. Gene Ontology annotation, cellular component: membrane. The transcript is spliced from 8 exons. The record is from RefSeq and is a predicted model, not a curated record. The coding region runs from base 619 to 1590 and encodes 323 amino acids.
UUUCUCACAUGAAAGAAUCCAAAGUCCCUGUCGGGAUUCGAACCCACAGCGGUGAGGGGCAAGUGGUUUGAAGUCAACGACCUUAACCACUCGGUCACGGACGCCCCCACUAAUAGUGGUCUUAUACAUAAAACGCACCCUUAAGGGUUCAUUUUACUUACGGAUGCGCUUGCAUGCAUAUUGUCUCAGCUAUAUUCGAAAAAGUUUUUUGUAUAAUAUCUCAUGACUUUAAAAGUUGUUUUGUACGUAUUUUUCAUGACCUCAUUUCUUGGCGGAAGGAUUUGCAAAAGAUAAGUAUCUUGCGUAUUUUUAAAUAGGACUAAUUACACGGUAAACAAGAAAUAUAACGGAUAAAGAUAGUAAAUGUAUUAUAUUUUGGGCCGGAUAUCGUUAAUGUUUAAAACUGAAGAAUAUACUUGUCUCAAUUAGGAAUUUAGCAUCAAAUUUGACUGCUUUACCAUUAAAUGCGAAAUUAGAUAAUUGGGUUUAUAAUCCUUUACAUUAACUGGACUAAGUUAGACUCCAUAUGUUCACCAAUCGAUUUAGUAUUCUCAUACCGAGAAGUGAGGGAUAAUCACGAUAGUGAAUCGCAUACCAAAUUGUAUUGAUCAAAACAUAAUGGCUUCAGAAUCAACUGAUGCGUUUCGUUCAAAACUCAAUCAGAAAUGGAAACAGAAAGCUUUAGAUGAGCUGAAUGAGAUCGACAAGGAAAGAGACGGUGCAGUUCAGGCGCUCCGAGAAUGGUCACUUCAACAACCAUGGCUGAAAACACCAACUGACACAGAAUUUUUAAUCCGUUUUUUGAGGGUUCGAAAGUACUCUCAAUUGGCAGCACGAAGUACAUUGGAACAAUAUUGGACAGCAAGAACUAAAUAUAAAGAUUGGUACAAUCCCGAAGUCAGUCCUGAUAACCCCAUUAUAUUGGAUAUUAUCAAAUCCGGGUUUUACCUUUUUACACCUGGAGAAGACAGUCAAGGGAGAAGAUUAAUAAUUGAACGGCCAGGCGCCUUGCGGGUGGAGGAAAUAAUUAAAAAGUAUGGAACAGUUGAUGUUAUAUUUCAAGCUGUUAUGUGUAUUUGGGAUGUCCUCAAUAUGGACGAACGUAUUCAAGUUAAUGGUUUUCUAUUAUUACACGACGGCACGAUGUCAGACACGGAUACAGCCAAGUCUUACAAUAUAUCAACAAUGAAAAGAUGCAUGCAUAUAUAUCAAAAAGCCUACCCUACACGGAUCAAAGGUUUACAUGUGUAUGGUUUACCUUUAAUGUUUGAAACGUUAUUAAGAUUUGUCAAGUCCCUAUUCAGUGACAAAAUUGCCAACAGGCUUCAUAUACAUGGGAAAAGUUUGGUGUCCGUUUAUAAAUAUAUAGAUCAAAGUGCGUUACCAAAAGAAUAUCUCCCUGAUAACUACGAUGGGAAGUCUGCAGGAUCUAUAAACGAUGUUGUGGAUAAUAUGGUACAAACAUUUAAACAACCAGAUGUUGUAGAGCAUAUUCGUGAUCUUAACAGCGGAAAAUACGGUGUGGACAUUGAGAUGAAAGCUAAAUUUGAUGUUCCGACCGAGUCAUACAGGAAAUUAAAUAUUGAUUAAUUGAUCCAAUGAAAUAUCUGUGAUCGGAUAUAAUGAAGUUGCAAUUUAAUAUUACCUCAUGCAUAUACCAGGAUUAAACAU